GACAUCGGUCAUAUCACGCCCGAGGACGCCCCGAGACAUUAUUCCCGCACCUUGGUCGUCAGGAUAAGCAGCAACGGACGUCACACAUCUAUGACUUCAGUGACAGCUACGUACUUGUCUCAGUAGCUGUGCACCAUGAAGCAACCACCUUCCUAUUCACACCUCCUCACGAAUAGAGAAGGGUUAGAUGAAGACACUUCAUACGACAGAUGCAUAGAGCACCUGCGUAGAGUGGAGUAUCCUAUGCUGGAUGGACUCACAUACCUCGAUCAUGCCGGCACUACUCUUCCAUCCAGGACGCUCAUGAUGACAUUCAGCCAACACAUGCAGACCACUCUCCUUGGCAAUCCUCACUCCUCGUCCUCCUCAGCUCCCAAUGCCGCGCACCAGAUCAUCGAAACUACACGCCGGAAGGUGCUUCACAUGUUCGGGGCAAGCCCAGAUCAUUUCGACGUGGUAUUCGUCGCCAAUGCAACCUCAGGCAUAAAGCUCGUUGUGGAAGCAUUCAGUGGGUUUGAAGAAGGCUUUGACUACUACUAUCACAGGGACUCUCACACGAGUCUCGUCGGUGUCCGUGAACUAGCGGAACGAAGUCGUUGUUUGGCGACCGAUGAAGAGGUCGAACACUGGAUCUCAAACAGAGAAUACAGCGACAAUGAACACCCGAAACGCCCAACCCUUUUUGCCUACCCAGCACAGUCCAAUAUGAACGGUCGUCGCCUUCCUCUCUCGUGGCCUACGCUCCUCCGAUGCACGCAAGGCAAGGCGCAAAUCUACACUCUCCUGGACAUCGCCGCCCUGGUAUCCACGUCCCCGAUCGACCUUAGCAAUCACACCACUGCCCCGGACUUUCUCGUCCUCUCGUUUUACAAGAUCUUCGGUUUCCCGGAUCUGGGCGCAUUGAUAGUUCGCAAAUCCGCGGGCCACGUCUUUGAAAAGAGGAAGUACUUCGGUGGAGGAACAACAGACAUGAUCACCUGCACCACCUCGCCUUGGGUUGCGCGCAAGUCUGCCUUGCGUGACCGCCUUGAAGAUGGGACGGGAGCGACGCACAGCAUCCUUGCUCUGAGCUGUGCCAUUGAUGCGCACAACCUGCUCUUCGGGGGUCUCAAGCAAGUUUCGCAGCACACUUCCUGGCUAUCCGCACGGCUCUAUGCUGGGCUUUCGGAAUUGCGCCAUGCGAAUGGAAACCCAGUGUGUAAGAUAUACAAGGACCCUACCUCCACGUACGGCGAAUCACGGACCCAAGGCGCCACUGUCGUCUUCAACAUAUGUCGAAGCGAUGGAUCUUGGAUCCCGAGCUCUACGGUAGGUAGAGUUGCCGCAGAACAUGAUAUCCUGAUCCGCACCGGCGGACUGUGUAACCCGGCGGGUAUGUCACAGGCGAUUGGUAUAGCCGACGAAGACUUGCAAGAGGCCUAUAUGAGGGGAUUUAGAUGUGGUACGGAAGAGCAUGCUUUGGGCAACAGGGAUCUGCCCAACGGAAUGGUCAGAGCUAGCUUGGGGGCGAUUAGUACAACUAAGGAUGUCGACAUCUUCCUGGAUUUCCUAAGGAAGCGCUUCGUUGAGGCCGAGGAGCAGCCAGAGAAGGUCGUGGUGGAAGUUGAAAAGCGGGAUGCACAAGAGCUAGCCGGCGUGAAGGCACACGAAACGAUCCAUCACAGCGACAACUCCAUGGAAAUCCGCACCCACGACAGCGAGGAAUCGGGUCCACACUCGUCGACCGUGGCACAGUCCCAAUUGCGAAAUCAGAAGCGUUUGCGGUGGAUCCCGCGGAGUAUCGUCGAGCUCCGCAUGCGCUCGAAGCAACGCACAGGCCGAAGGGUCGUUCCCGGCUCUCAACGAAACUCAUGAGUGGCUGGACUGCCAGUGUCGGACGGUAUCAUAAUCGAGGCUCAGCGUGAGAGAAUGACUUCUUCGCCACAUACUUGAAGACCGGUGAAGAGCGAAAUGUUUUACUUGGCUAAAACAAGCGUGUUGUGAUUUCAAGCAUUUGACUGUGUUGAGAGGCUAAUGAUGUAACUUCCC
Westerdykella ornata is the source of this 2028-nucleotide messenger RNA. RefSeq names its product PLP-dependent transferase. Bases 136 to 1854 code for a protein of 572 amino acids. Gene Ontology annotation, molecular function: molybdenum cofactor sulfurtransferase activity. The record is from RefSeq and is a predicted model, not a curated record. The transcript is spliced from 3 exons. Lineage: Eukaryota; Fungi; Ascomycota; Dothideomycetes; Pleosporales; Sporormiaceae. Gene Ontology annotation, biological process: molybdopterin cofactor metabolic process.